UGAAGGAGGGUCUCAGACUGGCACCAUGACAGAGUGCUUUGACUGUGACAACUGCAAGGAGUCCUUGUAUGGGCGCAAGUACAUCCAAAUGGACAAUGGCCCAUACUGCAUCCCCUGCUAUGAUGCCCACUUUGCCAACACCUGCGAUGAAUGCAAAGAGCUGAUUGGCCAUGACUGCAGAGAGCUGUACUACGAGGAUCGCCAUUACCACGAGCACUGCUUCCGCUGCUUCCGCUGUGACCGCUCUCUGGCCGACGAGCCGUUCACCUGCCAAGGCGAGGAGCUGCUCUGCAAUGACUGCUACUGCAGCGAGUUUUCCUCCAAGUGCAUUGCCUGUGAGAAGACAGUCAUGCCAGGGUCCCGUAAACUGGAGUACAAUGGGCAGACCUGGCAUGAGCAUUGCUUCAUAUGCAGCAGCUGCCAACAGCCCAUUGGGUCACGAUCCUUCAUCCCAGACCAGAAGGAUUAUUACUGUGUCCCCUGUUAUGAGAGCAAGUUCGCUCCUCGAUGCACACGUUGCAAAAAGACCCUGACCAAGGGAGGUGUAACUUACCGGGAUGAGCCGUGGCACAAGGAGUGUUUCGUCUGCACAGGCUGCAAGACCCCCCUGGCUGGCCAGCAGUUCACCUCCCAGGAUGACAACCCAUACUGCAUCAAGUGCUUUGGGAACCUCUAUGCCAAGAAGUGCAGUGCCUGUACAAAGCCCAUCACAGGCUUUGGUGGUGGUAAAUAUGUCUCCUUUGAGGACCGUCACUGGCACCAUAAUUGCUUUAACUGCGCCCGCUGCAACACCUCGCUGGUCGGGAAAGGCUUCAUCCCUGACAACGAUGAGAUCCUGUGCCGUGACUGCAGCAGUGACCUAUGAGCCUCUGAGGGCACCGUGGGGCAGAGGCUUCCUCUAUACUUCAGCGUCUUUGUGCCAGAUACCCCGACAACAUUUCAGGGGCAGGGCACAAGGCACAGGAGAUGGGGGCUGACACUGAACCACGGUGUGUUCAGGGGGUUCCUGUGCCUCGCCCUGAAGGCUAGAGUAUGCUAUGCUAUGGCUCUGUGCAGAGUCAAAGCUAAAUAAAGUUGAAAAAGGAGCUUCAAGAUCCCCCAUUAUUUACUCUUUCCUUUUGCUUCCUAUCUGACCAGGCACAAGCUGAGCCCAGGGCCCCAGCUGAGUAAAGGACAGCAGCAGUUUCAAUGUUGGGCUGCUGGAUCUGCACACCGGCAGCAUGUAUUUGCUCCCUGGCAGAGUGCUGACUUUUCUCUUUUCCCCCUAUGCUUCCCUUGCUCUCUGUGAUAUGAAGCAGCAGCUCC
Messenger RNA from Chaetura pelagica (chimney swift), 1305 nucleotides. It is a transcript of the gene FHL3, whose product is annotated as four and a half LIM domains 3. The transcript has 5 exons. Bases 26 to 865 code for a protein of 279 amino acids. The record is from RefSeq and is a predicted model, not a curated record. Gene Ontology annotation, molecular function: transcription coregulator activity; actin binding. NCBI's taxonomy places the organism in Eukaryota, Metazoa, Chordata, Aves, Apodiformes, Apodidae. Gene Ontology annotation, biological process: actin cytoskeleton organization. Gene Ontology annotation, cellular component: Z disc; stress fiber; nucleus.